Trichomonas vaginalis G3 is the source of this 2364-nucleotide messenger RNA. Its product is annotated as protein kinase protein. The coding region runs from base 1 to 2364 and encodes 787 amino acids. Gene Ontology annotation, biological process: protein phosphorylation. Gene Ontology annotation, molecular function: protein kinase activity; ATP binding. NCBI's taxonomy places the organism in Eukaryota, Parabasalia, Trichomonadida, Trichomonadidae. The transcript has a single exon. The record is from RefSeq and is a predicted model, not a curated record.
AUGCCGCCCAGAGCCGCAUUAUACGGCAGACUUUUUCGUGCCAUCAUUGCACUAAAUGGUAUAGCUACUCAAACUGCGGCUCAUAGACGUAAAUUUGAGUAUGUAAUAUAUCAAUUAAAAAAAUUUUACAAUUUUAAGUUUGCGCAAAGCGAAAAAGAUGAAAUAUCAGAAGAGGAGAAGGACGUAGUUUUAAAAAUUAUUGACGUUCUUAAAAAAUUUAGCGAAAUCCUUGAAAAAUAUAAACUUGAUACUUGGACAUUCAAUGUAUUAGAUCAAUCAUGCAACUUUUGUUACAAUUACAUACAAGACAUGUUCGAUGAAAUUGAAUCUCUUUGUUCAGUUAUUUAUCCAGAAGCAGAUCAAUUUUUUGAUUCACAAUCAGAGGAUUUAAUUAAAUACAACACAUAUGACCUUAAGGCAAUCGCUUCAUCAUUUUCGUCAUACAAUGUAGAGUCUCAGCCUGAUUCAAAAUUAAUUUCAACGCUUCAAACGAGAAUUACUGAAAUUUCUGCAAAACUAGCGGAACAAAACUCAAAAAUAGAACUUACAGAGCAAGAUUUUGCACCAAUUCCAAAACAAUAUUCUCAUUUCAAGGUCAAUAUCAAAGAUUUCGUUUUUCAAGAGGAAAUCGGCUUCGGAAUCACAGGAGUUGUUUUUAAAGGUAUAAACAAUCGAACCAACAAACUCGUUGCAAUCAAAAAGUUCUCUUUAUCCUCAUUUAAUACGGCAAGGUUCCAAAUCUACCAACGCGAGGUUUCUGUGUUCUCCAGACUUGCAGAGAUCCCUCAUCCUUGCAUUGUAGGCUUCGUAGGUGCCACAGCCAAGUCUCCUUUCUGCAUUAUUACGGAUUACAUGCCAAAUGGCUCAUUAUACGAGGAUUUAACGUUCAAACACCGUCUUGACGCCACCCAGAACACCAUUGCCACUUACGAUAUCGCUCGAGGAAUGCAGUAUCUCCAUUCAAAUGAGAUAAUUCACCGAGAUUUGAAGUCUUUGAACAUUUUACUUGACGAAGACCUUAAAAUAAAGAUCUGCGACUUCGGAUUAUCAAGAAAUGGAGCUGCUACAGAGACAGUUAAGGCCCAAGCCGUCGGAACAAUGCAAUGGAUGGCUCCUGAACUAUUAACAAACGGUAAGAUAUCAUCAAAAAUAGAUGUUUAUGCAUACGGUAUCAUGUUGGCCGAGAUUCUCAUAUGUGAUCGGCCAUUUAAUCAGUUCCACGACCCAAAUGAGAUGAGAAAGGCAAUUAUUGAACAGCAGGCUAGGCCAAUACUGCCAAGUCGAACACCCAAGAAGAUGAAAAGCCUAAUGGAAAAAUGUUGGGCUCAGGAUCCCCAACAAAGACCAACUUUUUCCGAAAUUAUUGAAUUAUUUGAAACUUGUGAAUACUUUUUUGAUGGAUGCGACAUCGAAAAAUUACGUAGCCAUAUCGAGAGAUGCAAAGCGAACCCUAUUUACGUUGCUGCUGAUUGGUUAAAGGCAAUUGAAAAUUAUUCAAAAAAAGAGAUGACUUUUGAGCAAUUUGUGAAGAUGUUUGAGAAGUCAAAAAUGCCAAUGAGUGUUUCAGAGUCUGUUUUUAAAAUUUUCAAAGAAAAUUUAAAUUCAAAUUCUGAAUUACUCAGUAUAAUGAUUAAUUUUCUUCUCAGAUCACCGCUUUUUGAUGAUUUAGUUGAUAUUGUAAGGAAAUUUCCUGUUAAAACCUUACAAAAAGAUUUAAUAGAAAAAUUCUUAGAAAAACUGCCAACAAAAUCACCAGAACAGGAUACAUCAAUACUAAUUUUAGCAUGCAGACAAGGGUUCCCUGAAGAAGCCUUUCUUUCUGCUAAAACUCAAAAAGAUUUGGUUUUAACGAUGAAUGCUCUUUAUUCCAUCAAAGAAAUAAGACAAGAGUACAUAGAUCGAAUAACAGAAAAAGUUAUUGUACUUCUAAACCGAAAAGACGAUGAAAUAAUUGAGAUAUCAUUAAAAUUAGCUUUGACACUUCGAAUUUGUCAAAGAAUUCCUCAUGACCACUAUUUAUAUUUUGUAAACUCUCAGAGGCCUUCCAUAAGAGAUUUAUUUCUUAUUUGUGCUUCUUUUUGCGAAGAUUUCGAACCCAGGUUUCUCCAUUAUUGCGGAAAGAUGUGGAGAUUGGAAACAGCCCAAAAUGUCCUUCUCAAGGGCAUAAGAUCUUAUACUUCCGCCGCUUAUGUUCUCAACAAAAUUGAAAAUGCAGAGAAUCUUCCCGUUGAAUUCUCAGCGAAAUUCCUAUAUUUGGCUGCACGUAAUCACGAAUCGUUACGCGCAAAAGCGAAAAGGAUUUCUUUGUCACCGCAUUUUUCAAAUGCGAGCAGUGAAAUCCAAAAAUUACUUUCAGCAUUAUAG